UUCGGUGUGCAAAUUCAACAUUACUGACUUGAGAUCUGGUGAUUAGGUCCAAAGUUUUUGAAAUGCGUGGCGCUGGCCACUGGCAUGAAGUGUCUCCCUGCAUCUAAGUUGGCCCAGGCCAACGGGGUUGCUCUUCACGACUGGCACGCCGAGGUCCUCGCCAUUCGUGCCUUCAACCGAUUCAUCCUGGACGAAUGCCACCGCCUGGCUAGGGACGAUGCUGCAGAAUCAGACUUUCUACGCCGGAGGACUCAAGAAGAGCUACCCCCCAUCUCAAACGGACCUUGGCAUCAUCAACCGUUCGCAUGGCGUGAAGACCUCACCCUGCAUAUGUAUUGCUCUGAAGCCCCGUGCGGCGAUGCCUCGAUGGAACUGAUCAUGUCCUCCCAGGACGACGCCACCCCCUGGGAAGAGCCCUCGCCCUUAUGUCCUUCUCCUUCUCCCGCAUCCCCUUCCUCGUCCACCGCCCUCUCACCUUCUUUUUCUUCUUCUUCUUCUUCUUCUCCUCCUCCUCCUCAUCAUCAUCAUCAUCCUCCAUCAUCAUCCGAGCCCACCUUGUUGGGGAGGGGCUUCUUCUCGCGGCUGGGCAUCGUGCGCCGCAAGCCGUCGCGCGCCGACGCGCCCCCUUCGCGCUCCAAGUCGUGCAGCGACAAGCUUGCCCUCCACCAGUGCACCUCGCUGCUCUCCUCGCUCGCCUCCCUCUUCGUCUCCCCGCGCGGCGCCUACCUGGCCAGCCUCGUCCUGCCGGCGUCGCAGCACUCGCCCGCCGCCUGCCGGCGCUGCUUCUCGGCCGAGCCGCCCGACGGCCGGAUGGCGGGGCUCGACAAGGAAGGGCCCGCGUGGCGCGGCACGGGGUACGGGUUCCAUCCCUUUCGGGUGCAGGCCACGGAGAGGGAGUUUGAAUUUUCGAGGAGGGGGAUCAGGGCUAGGAGUACUGAUGGGGCCGCUGGCGGAGGACGAGGCGAGGAGAUCAAAGUUGUGGCGAGCAAUCUUGCUGUCGCGUGGACCGUCGGCGGGGAGGUGGAGGAGGGAUUGAUAGGCGGGGUUAUGCAGGGGAGGAAGGGGUUUGACGUGAAGGGGGCCAGUUUGACGUCGCGGAGGAAGAUGUGGGCGGCGGCGGUAGAGGUUGCCGGCACGCUGGGGGACAAGGUCAUCUCGGAAGCAUUGGCGAUGGGCUCAUAUGACGGGGUCAAGGGUGGGCACCUCCUGGAGGGCAGGAGGAGAGUGAAAGAACAAGUGAGGGGGGAAGUGUUGAAGGGAUGGCUGAGGAACACCGGCGACGAGGAUUUUAGUCUGUGACGCUGCCCAGAAUUCCGGAUGUGCAUGUGCUGGCAUCCUGGCGGCUAACCAGACGAAGAUACGCCAUUUGCCCUUCCGUUUCAACAUGGUCACAUACUCUUCAUCAGCCCCGUGGAAUCUUUGGAUAUCGAUCAUAUGUCCCUCCUUCCUAUCCCCCACCUU
Messenger RNA from Thermothelomyces thermophilus ATCC 42464, 1461 nucleotides. RefSeq lists its product as uncharacterized. NCBI's taxonomy places the organism in Eukaryota, Fungi, Ascomycota, Sordariomycetes, Sordariales, Chaetomiaceae. The transcript has 3 exons. Gene Ontology annotation, molecular function: tRNA-specific adenosine-37 deaminase activity; RNA binding. Gene Ontology annotation, biological process: tRNA wobble adenosine to inosine editing. The record is from RefSeq and is a predicted model, not a curated record. The coding region runs from base 85 to 1299 and encodes 404 amino acids.